Messenger RNA from Acanthisitta chloris (rifleman), 516 nucleotides. RefSeq names its product antizyme inhibitor 1-like. Gene Ontology annotation, biological process: negative regulation of protein catabolic process; positive regulation of polyamine transmembrane transport. The coding region runs from base 64 to 516 and encodes 150 amino acids. The transcript is spliced from 3 exons. NCBI's taxonomy places the organism in Eukaryota, Metazoa, Chordata, Aves, Passeriformes, Acanthisittidae. Gene Ontology annotation, cellular component: cytoplasm. Gene Ontology annotation, molecular function: ornithine decarboxylase activator activity; ornithine decarboxylase activity. The record is from RefSeq and is a predicted model, not a curated record.
CUUGGAAGCCCAUCCCUUGUGUUUCUUGGUUUAUGACUGUCGGCUUUGUGGAAUACGGCUGAGAUGAAAGGAUUUCUUGAGGAUGCAAAUUACUCCAUUGGUCUGUUGGAUGAAGGAGCAACUCUUGCAGAUGUUAUUGACAACUGCAUUUAUGAACAUACUCAUACUGGAAAAAAAGCAUUUUAUGUUGGUGAUCUUGGAAAGCUUGUAAGGAAUAACAUACAAUGGCAGAAUGUGAUGGCACCAAUAAAACCAUUUUAUCCUGUAAGAUGCAAUUCUACUCCAGGUGUACUCGAAAUUCUUGGAACCCUUGGUGUUGGAUUUGCAUGUUCCAGUAAAUCUGAAAUGGCAUUGGUACAAGACCUGGGCAUUUCUCCUGAAAACAUCAUAUACACAAAUCCUUGCAAGCAAGCUUCUCAGCUCAAGUAUGCAGCAAAAGCUGGGAUAAACAUCAUGACGUGUGACAGUGAGAUUGAGCUGAAGAAAAUUUCACGUAACCAUCCAAAUGCCAAGUGA